AUGCAUCAACCACUGUAUCAACAGAGAUAUGCUAAUGAAAGUACACAAGCCAUAAACAAAUUUUUUUUUUGCAAAACUUUGAUCGCAAGUGAUACAAGCACUCAUGGAGGAUUUUCGAUUCCUCGUCGGGCCGCUGAAAAGAUCUUCCUACAACUUUCAAUUUUUCUUUAUUUUUCCAUAGGAUUUUCUUUGCAGUCGCCUGCACAAGAGCUUGUGGCCAGAGAUUUACACGACAAUGUGUGGACGUUUCGCCAUAUCUAUCAUGGUCAACCAAAACGUCACUUGCUUACAACCAGUUGGAGUCUCUUUGUUAGUGGGAAGAGGCUUUUUGCAGGAGACUUGAUCUUGUUUAUUAGGGAUGAAAAACAAAAGCUUCUUUUGGGUAUUAGACGAGCUAACAGACAACCAGCAAAUUUAUCAUCAUCGGUUUUGUCCAGUGAUAGUAUGCAUAUUGGCGUAUUAGCUAUUGCUGCCCAUGCAGCUGCAAACAACAGCCCUUUUACUGUGUUCUAUAAUCCAAGGUAAACUAAAUUUAGUUUCAAAUUAUAAUUACGUAUUUAGUUAACAAUGUAAAUAACAUCCAGGCAAACAGGAGCAAAAUUCCACUGUAUACGAAAACGUUCAAACUAACAGCAUUUUACAAAUCAAAUUAACAUACUUCUACCAGUAACUUCCCAAAUCCGAAACAACAACUUA
Molecule: messenger RNA, 696 nt
Organism: Helianthus annuus (common sunflower)
Lineage: Eukaryota; Viridiplantae; Streptophyta; Magnoliopsida; Asterales; Asteraceae
Product: auxin response factor 19-like
Exons: 5
Coding region: 1-525 (174 amino acids)
Biological process (GO): regulation of DNA-templated transcription; response to hormone
Molecular function (GO): DNA binding
Source: RefSeq, a predicted model, not a curated record